ACAUCAAAAUUCUCUUUCUCCGUCUUUCACGUCAAACAAAACCAAAAAGAAUAGUUCCAUCAUGGCAACUCAAAACCUUCCUCCCUUCUUCACAAAGUGAUAGACAAAUAGACAAAGAAAUCCGAUCCCUGUCGUUGAUCCAAGCAGAAAGCUUCAGCAAUGAUCGGCUGUCCCAGUAUUGCCAUCGUCUCAUUUUGGAAUUUCCUGCUCGUAUCGUCGGCUAACGGAUUUUUGCCCCUGACAAUAUCUAAGAACGAUGGUUCUACAUCUUUCGCCAACACGGAUUCUGGUUGUAUCACCUUCAAUAGAGAAGCCCCCGUCCGUCGACAAUUUGGGAUACCAGCACAUUACUUUGACUCGAAAAGUAUUACAUCCUCUCUCCGAAACACGAAGAAUGGAAAUGAUCAGGACGUCUUUCCGCGUCACCUAAUCGAUGCGUUGGACUUGGCUCAAAUCAUCGAGGAGGUUGCCAGACACACUGGCACUCGAAGAGGCUACGAGGCUUUGUUAUCGACCGUUCAACGCAAACCAUCGCGAAGGGAAUCAAGCUCCACAACCCCAUUAUUCCUGUCAAAUCGACAACGAGAACGGUAUGGUGUUGCGGAUAUGCUUGGACCUUCGUCUCUCUCGCCUAUUGCAAAGUCAUUCGAGGAGGUUCAAUCCGAGUAUGCGUUAGUCGAAGAGGCAACUCUAUUGCUGUCUCCAAACAGAAACGAAAUCGAUUCCUCUGGCUGUUUGACUUACCMUCCUCUCUAUGGUGAUUCUGAAGGUCCUUUCGACAUUCAUGUGGCAUCCCAAACAGACGACGACGAAUGGCUGUUCCUUCCAUCCGAAGAGUACACAGCAGAAAAUAUCUUACAAGCGGAGCAGGUCAUAAAGAGACUUCUUGAAAUUCGCGAAUGGAGUCAGCAAGAAACAAUGAAAACGUGGGCGCCAACACUAGCACAAAUGGGAUCUACCAUCGACGAGGACGACGAAAACACACUUUCGCAAGUUUACGACGAUAUUGCCGGAACUAUUGAAAUCGUUCGAAUCAAGUCACUCACUAGCUCGUCGGGAAAGUCAUCGUUUUCGGUUCGAGUAAGAGACGAUGCCUUCCCCGUGCUUCGAUUGCUGCGAGAAAAGGAACAAAAGCUGCUAGACAACGGUGGGAAAGAAUUAGACAAAGAUCUUGUCGCCAUCCGUGCCGAGAUCGAGGGAACAACGUUUCAGAUUGUAUCCAGUCAAGCACAAAAAGUAGUCAGUGUUACGAAAAGUAUCGAUCAGGGAUUGAAUAUUGCGGCAAGGCUCGAUAUAAUCAUGGCAAAGGCUGCCUAUGGAAUGUCUCUGAAUGGAAUUGUACCAUUUGUGAACACCAACGGAGAAAUUGCAAUAGAGAAUUUUCUCCAUCCAAUCCUUUUGAGAACGAUAGAAGACAGAGAUCGUGUAGUCCCGAUCGACCUUCGCCUAUCGUCUGACACCGGGGAACGUGCACUCGUCAUUAGCGGACCUAAUGGUGGCGGAAAGACACUGUCGAUGAAAUCUUUCGGAUUGGUUUCUAUUUUAACAACGCUUGGCAUACCGAUCCCUGUAAAAGAGGGAAGUGCAAGACCAAGAGUCGACUACUUCGACGAGAUUUUCGUCAAUGUGGGGGAUCAGCAGAGUGUACUCGAUGGUGAAUCGACUUGGACUUCGAUACUAAAUUCGUGUGCUUUGAUGCUCAAAAGAAUUGGCGAGCAACGGGAAGAGGGUGAGGACCCUUCCCAUCUUGUAUUGCUCGAUGAACUUGGUACCGGAACUGAUCCUGAAUCUGGCGGUGCAGUUGCUCAGGCUGUGUUGGAAGAGAUGAUAGAAAAGUCGUGUAGAGUUGUUGUGACAACCCAUUUGCCACGACUCAAGGCGUUGUCUUACAACGACGAGCGAAUAGGCUGUGCAGCUGUCCUAUUGGAUUACAGUGAUUCCUCUACAUUCCGCCGACCGAGUUUUAAAUUGGAAUAUGGUCUAAUUGGAGAAUCACACGCUCUCGGGGCAGCCUCGAGGUGCGUACCGUCCCUUCCCGAAUCGGUAUUAUCUAGAGCCGCUGACCUCAUGAAUGACACUAAUGAGACCGAAGAGGAUGGGACACACAAAAGUUACAUUCAAGCUCUGACAAAAUCGAUGGAAGAUCAACUCGAGCGAUCUAGGAUGGCAACAUCAUCAAUAGAGGAGGAUGCCAUUGAUUCAUCGAGAUGUCGAGAGGCCAUGGUGUCUCUGGCUCGUUCUUAUGAAGUUCAUCUGGAUCGAAGGCUGGAUAGCCUUGAAUCUACAUUCCAGAAACUGAGGGAGAAGAAAUUGAGUGACUACGAGUUGGUUGGGACUACCCUCGCCGAAUUGAAAGCCGUUAAGAAGAAAAUAAUAAGCCAAGAAGAAGAACUAGCUGCAAAAGGCCUUCAAGUUUUACCAGUAAGCUAUACCCUUAGUCCUGGUGAAUCGGUCAUCAUUAUCUCAAAAGACGAAUGGGAAGGCAUGACAGCAAAAGUCAUAUCCGAUGGAUCAACGGGGGCUUCUUCGUUAGGUCCAAACCAAGUCUUGGUGAGACCCUCUUUCUCAUUGCAUGCCUKGGAUGAUGUCAUAUUGAACAGUAAUAUCGAGCCGAUGGCAGAACGAUCAUUGAUUCUGCAGCGCCAAGAUAUUGCAAUAUGGCAGCUCGACAGCAUUUACGACGACGAUGCUUACCAAUCAAAACCCGCAACUAGCAUCUCUAAUUCGAAGCAAAAGGUCAAUUCUUUGCUUUCCACUCUUGAUUCCGUUUCGAAGAAAAGCCGCCCUAAAAAGGCUGUAAAGAAAAACCAAGCAGGGAAAAAGAAAUUCCAGUCAUCACGGCAGCGUAAGGCUGCAAACAAGGCAAAGAAACGAUGAUGGUUGCAAACAUUUUCGUUCUCGUUUUACUAAGUUUCAAGAAAAAAAUAGCCAUUGCUCCACUGUAAUAGUAAUACUGAGUUCCACAGAUCAAUUCUUGUUAUCAAUCUGAAAUUCAGCCUCAUAAUUGAAAACUAAGAAUUGCAAACUAACUCUGAGCUCACGAAAAAUAUAGAAUGUUAGAUUGA
Molecule: messenger RNA, 3065 nt
Organism: Pseudo-nitzschia multistriata
Lineage: Eukaryota; Bacillariophyta; Bacillariophyceae; Bacillariales; Bacillariaceae
Source: the annotation of a GenBank genome assembly